Caenorhabditis remanei is the source of this 1308-nucleotide messenger RNA. RefSeq lists its product as uncharacterized. The coding region runs from base 1 to 1308 and encodes 435 amino acids. Gene Ontology annotation, molecular function: protein dimerization activity; RNA polymerase II cis-regulatory region sequence-specific DNA binding; DNA-binding transcription factor activity, RNA polymerase II-specific. Lineage: Eukaryota; Metazoa; Nematoda; Chromadorea; Rhabditida; Rhabditidae. Gene Ontology annotation, cellular component: cytoplasm; aryl hydrocarbon receptor complex; transcription regulator complex. Gene Ontology annotation, biological process: regulation of transcription by RNA polymerase II. The transcript is spliced from 6 exons. The record is from RefSeq and is a predicted model, not a curated record.
AUGGAAGACGAUGAUAUGGGAAUGCCUUCCGGAAAGUACGCUCGAAUGGAAGAUGAUAUGGGAGAGAAUAAAGAACGAUUCGCAAGGGAAAACCAUUCAGAGAUCGAAAGACGUCGUCGUAACAAAAUGACUCAUUAUAUAAAUGAAUUGGCUGAAAUGGUUCCCCAAUGCGCUUCUCUUGGCCGUAAACCGGAUAAAUUAACAAUUCUUCGAAUGGCCGUAUCCCAUAUGAAGGGAAUUCGUGGACAUUCUGCACAAGAUGAAACUUCUUAUAAACCAUCAUUUCUCACUGAUCAAGAAUUGAAACAUUUGAUUCUGGAAGCAGCGAACGGAUUUUUGUUUGUAGUUUGUUGUCAAACUGGAAAAGUUCUUUAUGUUGCUGACUCGAUUACUCCGGUUUUGAAUUUGAAACAGGAAGACUGGCUUCAAAGAAAUUUAAAUGAGUUGAUUCAUCCAGAUGAUCAAGAUAAAAUUCGAGAUCAGUUGUGUGGAAGUGAAGUUUCCGUAAAUAAAGUGCUCGAUUUGAAGACUGGAUCCGUAAAACGCGAAGGAGCAUCAACUCGUGUUCACAUGUCAUGUCGACGUGGAUUCAUCUGUAGAAUGCGUGUCGGAGCUCUCGAGCCACUUCAUCGUCUUCGAAACCGUCGGCCUCUCUUUCAACAUGCUGGACAGAAUUAUGUUGUGAUGCAUUGCACUGGUUAUAUUAAAAAUGCCCCACCUCAGGGAAUCAAUGCACCGGCUUCUUCUUGUUUAGUUGCAAUUGCGAGGCUACAGGUUGCAUCAAUGCCUGUUUGUGCUGACCCAACUUCAACUAAUCAGUUCUCUGUACGAGUGGCCGAAGAUGGAAAAAUGACUUUUAUUGAUUCAAGAGUUAGUGAUUUGAUUGGUCUGAGCAGUGAUCAGUUGAUUGGAAGGUAUUGGUGGAAUCUGGCACAUCCGGCCGACGAAAAGACUCUGCAGGAUGGUUUUAUAGCUCUGUUGAGUGAUCAACCAAUGCGCCUCAAUAUCAGAGUUCGUACAAGUACAGAUUACACUCCAUGUACCGUAUCUGCAUACAAGUUUAUGAAUCCAUACUCUGAACAAUUCGAAUAUGUUGUUGCCACUCAUCAGAUAGCGCCACAAGAAGAUAUUAAUAAUUGGGUCACUGGAUCAGCUACAAAUCAACCACAGGCCACUGGAUUCGGUGAACUUGGUGCUCCAGUCGCCGCCGGUGACUAUGGACAAUCGAGUAGUGGAUGGAGACCCGAAGCACAAGUGCCUCCUCCUGCACAGUGGCAAUGGGAUCCAAUGAAUGGAUACAAUCAAUGA